Cucurbitaria berberidis CBS 394.84 is the source of this 4086-nucleotide messenger RNA. RefSeq names its product xanthine dehydrogenase. The transcript is spliced from 3 exons. Gene Ontology annotation, molecular function: FAD binding; iron ion binding; xanthine dehydrogenase activity. The record is from RefSeq and is a predicted model, not a curated record. NCBI's taxonomy places the organism in Eukaryota, Fungi, Ascomycota, Dothideomycetes, Pleosporales, Cucurbitariaceae. The coding region runs from base 1 to 4086 and encodes 1361 amino acids.
AUGGCUCCAGGCCUUAUAUCCCCACAACCGGCCGUAUCCCAAGAUGCUACGCGCUCACUGAACGACGUCACAGCUAGCUACGACGACACAUUACGGUUCUACCUCAAUGGCACAAAAGUCGUGCUCGACGAUGCGGAUCCAGAAGUUACGCUGCUGGAGUAUCUACGGGGCAUUGGCUUAACGGGGACGAAGUUAGGGUGUGCGGAAGGGGGGUGUGGUGCUUGUACGGUGGUUAUUUCCCACUUCAACCCCACGACAAAGAAGAUAUACCACGCCUCGGUAAACGCAUGUCUCGCACCGCUCGUCAGUGUCGACGGCAAACAUGUCAUUACCGUCGAAGGCAUUGGGAAUGUCAAGCGGCCACAUCCCGCCCAGGAACGCUUGGCCAAGGGCAAUGGUAGUCAAUGCGGAUUCUGCACACCAGGCAUUGUCAUGUCGCUGUAUGCGCUGCUCCGUAAUACCGAUGCGCCCACCGAACACGACGUCGAAGAGGCGUUUGAUGGCAAUCUCUGUAGGUGUACGGGGUACAGGCCCAUCUUAGAUGCAGCACAGAGCUUCAGUGUGAAAUCCGGGUGUGGCAAGGCAACCAGUAAUGGGGGAGGGGGAUGUUGUAUGGAGAAGAAUGGUGCAAAUGGUGGUGGGUGUUGUAAGAGUGGUGGCACAGAGGGCGAGGAGCAGCCCAUCAAGCGAUUCACACCGCCAGGCUUCAUCGAGUAUAAGCCCGAUACCGAACUCAUAUUUCCGCCACAGCUAAGGAAAUACGACUUCAAGGCCCUCGCAUUUGGGAACAAGAGGAAGAAGUGGUUCCGCCCGGCGACGCUGCAGCAGUUGCUGGAGAUAAAAGAUGCGUAUCCUUCUGCGAAGCUGAUUGGAGGCAGCACCGAGACGCAGAUCGAGAUCAAAUUCAAAGGGAUGAACUAUAGCGUGAGCGUUUUCGUCGGGGACAUUCCGGAAUUAAGACAGUUCACCUUCCACGACGACCAUCUGGAGAUUGGCGGAAACGUGGUGUUGACGGAUCUCGAGCGGAUAUGCGAAGACGCUGUCGAGCACUACGGAAAAGUGCGAGGUCAGCCAUUCGCCACGAUACUGAAGCAAAUCCGGUACUUUGCUGGACGGCAGAUUCGAAAUGUGGGCACCCCGGCGGGCAAUCUGGCGACUGCGAGUCCGAUUUCUGAUCUCAACCCGGUGUUUGUAGCGACAAAUGCUACCCUCGUAGCUAAGAGCCUGAAAGAUACCACCGAGAUACCCAUGUCGACGUUCUUCACGGGAUACAGACAGACUGCGCUGCCACCGGAUGCGAUUAUCGCAGGCCUGAAGAUCCCGGUUGCGAAAGAAAAGGGCGAGUAUAUCCGCGCGUACAAGCAGUCGAAGAGAAAAGACGACGAUAUCGCCAUUGUGAAUGCCGCAUUAAGGAUCUCGCUGGACGACGCACAUACGGUGGAGAGCGUGGAUCUGGUGUACGGCGGCAUGGCGCCAACUACGAAUCCCGCACGGAAAGCGAUGGAGUUCCUCCAGGGAAAGAAGUUUACCGAUCUAAAGACAUUGGAGGGCGUCAUGGAUAGGCUGGAAGAAGACUUCAAUCUGCGGUUUGGCGUUCCAGGUGGUAUGGCGACGUACAGGAAGUCCCUCGCACUCAGCUUCUUCUACAAAUUCUAUCAUGAGGUGUUAGCUGAACUACAUGUUGCAGAAGCCGAGGUCGAUACGCAGGCCAUCGGUGAAAUUGAGAGGGAGAUUAGCUCGGGCAAAAAGGAUGAUAAGGCGGCGGAGGCCUACAUUCAGAACGAGGUCGGACAGUCAAAGAACCAUGUUGCGGCUAUGAAGCAGUGUACAGGCGAAGCACAGUACACGGACGAUAUCCCUCUGCAGCGGAACGAGCUUUAUGGCUGCUUGGUGCUGUCGACGAAAGCACACGCCAAGUUGCUCAGUGUCGACGCGGAGCCUGCACUGGACUUGCCGGGCAUCGUUGCGUACGUGGACCACAAGGACCUGGCCUCUCCAGAAGCCAACUAUUGGGGGGCCCCCGCCUGCGACGAGACCUUUUUCGCCGUCGACGAAGUCUUCACAGCCGGUCAACCGAUCGGUAUGAUCCUCGCAGACACGGCAAAGCACGCAGAGCAGGCUGCCCGCGCUGUCAAGAUCGAAUACGAAGAGCUUCCGGCUAUUUUCACAAUUGAAGAGGCGAUUGAGCAGGACAGCUACUUCAACCACUUUCGCCACAUUCAAAAGGGAGAUACGGAGAAGGCUUUUGCGGAAGCUGACCAUGUUUUUACUGGUAUCGCGCGUAUGGGCGGCCAGGAGCACUUCUAUCUCGAGACACAGGCUUGUCUUGCAGUGCCGAAGCCAGAAGACGGAGAGAUGGAGAUCUUCAGUGGCACGCAGAAUCCCGCUGAGACGCAGGCAUAUGUCGCAAAGGUCGUCGGUGUCGCUGCCAACAAGAUCGUAUCGCGCGUUAAGCGCAUGGGCGGUGGUUUCGGCGGCAAAGAGACACGUUCCAUUCAACUUGCUGGUAUCGUGGCCUGCGCAGCAAACAAGGUUCGCAGACCUGUACGAUGCAUGUUGAAUCGAGACGAGGAUAUCAUGACCUCUGGACAGCGCCAUCCCUUCCUUGCACGGUGGAAGGUUGCAGUGAAUAAAGACGGGAAACUACAGGCGCUCGACGCAGACGUCUUCUGCAACGGCGGCUGGUCUCAAGAUCUGUCUGGCGCCGUCGUCGAGCGCUCACUGUCACACAUUGACGGCGUCUACAGCAUUCCUAACAUCCAUGUCCGCGGCAGAGUGGCAAAGACGAACACAGUUUCCAACACUGCGUUCCGCGGCUUUGGUGGUCCACAGGGACUGUUCAUUGCGGAGACGUACAUUGAAGAAAUCGCAGAUCACCUAGGCAUACCCGCCGAAAAGAUGCGAGAAAUCAACAUGUACUCGCCUGAAACGAACAUGGUCACGCACUUCAACCAGGAGCUGAAAGAUUGGUACGUUCCGCUCAUGUACAAACAGGUACAGGAAGAAUCCGCAUACACCAAACGCCGCGAGCAGAUUGAGGAAUGGAAUAAGACGCACAAGUGGAAUAAACGCGGUCUCGCCAUUGUGCCGACGAAGUUUGGCAUCUCCUUCACCGCGCUCUUUCUAAACCAGGCCGGUGCACUAGUACACAUUUACCACGACGGGAGCAUCCUCGUUGCCCACGGCGGUACAGAAAUGGGCCAAGGACUCCACACGAAGAUGAGCAUGAUUGCCGCCCAAGCCCUCAAAGUGCCUCUCAGCGACGUCUUCAUAUCCGAAACAGCGACCAACACAGUAGCAAACACCUCGUCAACCGCCGCAUCCGCCUCCUCGGAUCUAAAUGGCUACGCCAUCUUCAACGCCUGCCAACAACUCAACGAGCGCCUCCAACCCUUCCGCGACUCCCUCGGCCCAGACGCAACCAUGAAGCAACUCGCCCACGCAGCCUACUUCGACCGCGUCAACCUCUCGGCCCAGGGCUUCUACAAAACGCCCGACAUAGGCUACGUGUGGGGCGCCAACACGGGCCAAAUGUUCUUCUACUUCACCCAAGGCGUCGCCGCCGCCGAGGUGGAAAUCGACACGCUGACAGGCGACUGGACCUGUCUGCGCGCCGAUAUCAAAAUGGACGUGGGCCGCUCAAUCAACCCGGCUAUUGACUACGGGCAGAUUGAAGGCGCGUUUGUGCAGGGCCAGGGCCUGUUUACUACCGAGGAGAGCUUAUGGCAGCGCAGUACGGGCGGCAUUUUCACAAAGGGGCCUGGCAAUUACAAGAUUCCUGGUUUCAGGGAUAUUCCGCAGGUGUUCAAUGUGGCGUUGUUGAAGGAUGUCGAGUGGGAGAAUUUGAGGACGAUUCAGCGGUCCAGGGGCGUUGGCGAACCCCCCUUAUUCAUGGGCAGCUGCGUCUUCUUCGCCAUCCGCGACGCGCUGAAAGCUGCACGCGCCCAGUUCGGCGAGACAGCUGUGCUGCAUUUACAGUCCCCUGCUACGCCUGAGCGGAUUCGCAUCUCGUGCGCGGAUCCGAUUUUGAAGCGGGCGUGGGUCGAACCGCAGGAGGGGGAGAAGAGCUUCUUUGUAAGUAUUUGA